This is a messenger RNA of Temnothorax curvispinosus, 2840 nucleotides long. RefSeq names its product serine/threonine-protein kinase greatwall (gene gwl). Lineage: Eukaryota; Metazoa; Arthropoda; Insecta; Hymenoptera; Formicidae. Gene Ontology annotation, cellular component: nucleus. The coding region runs from base 291 to 2513 and encodes 740 amino acids. Gene Ontology annotation, molecular function: protein serine/threonine kinase activity; ATP binding. The record is from RefSeq and is a predicted model, not a curated record. Gene Ontology annotation, biological process: intracellular signal transduction; peptidyl-serine phosphorylation. The transcript is spliced from 3 exons.
AUUGAUUAAAAAUAAAAAUAUCUGAUUGGUUGGUUCAGGGGAAAACUCCAGGCAUCGGGGGCUGUGAGUGGCUGUGGUCAAUCGCUGUGGUCAAACGGGACGCUCCCUUCUGCUUACCAGCGCGAGUUCUGAUUGGCUUCUGCUUUCUUGCUUUCUGCUAUUUUGCCAAGAAUAGCAGGUGUGAAUUUUCUUGAAGAGCGUGGUUAUCGAACGCAGCCCUGCUGAACGCGUUCAUUAUUUCUUCUGCAGAUUCCGCCAGCCAUGGUGUAAAUAGUGGUGUAACUUACACCAUGAGGCGUGAUAAUGACACGGAACGUCAUGGGGAGCACACGCCGCAACCGUCCGAGAGAUGCAUCAACAAUUCCAUUUUCAAUACCAUUUCCAAGAUCGUUAAUCCCACGACAAAGGUGCCAGAUAUACAGGAUUUUAAGAUAGUAAAGCCGAUAAGCAGAGGAGCGUUUGGUAAAGUAUUUUUAGGGUACAAGAAAACCAAUCCCGAGCAGGUAUACGCAAUCAAAGUAAUGAAGAAGAACGAGAUGAUAAAUAAGAAUAUGGCGUCGCAAGUGGUAAUUGAACGCAAUGCGUUAGCCCUGACUCGUAGUCCGUAUUGCGUGCAACUCUUUUAUUCGCUGCAGUCCAUCAGCAGCGUGUAUCUAGUCAUGGAGUACAUGGUGGGCGGCGAUCUCAAGAGUCUGCUCGGCGUUUACGGUUUCAUGGAGGAGUCCAUGGCGGCAUUUUACACGGCGGAAGUUUGCCUGGCGCUCGAGUAUCUUCACUCGCACGGUAUUGUGCAUAGGGAUCUCAAACCUGACAACAUGCUACUUUCACGCGAAGGACACGUCAAACUUACAGACUUUGGGCUCAGUAGGAUAUCGUCCUUGCACAGGGAUCUUGAAAUAUCGGAUCUAGUGAAUUCUAUGACGCCUAGCAUGUGCACCAGGACACCUGGCCAACUGCUCUCACUGACGUCCCAUCUGUCCUUCGGUUCCGGCCAAAAGUCCACCAACGAAUCGAAUCUCAGUGACAGGAGCACGCCAGCUAUGAACUUGCUUUCCGCGCUGCAAAGGAAUUGCAAUCUUAAAUCGGCAGAACAUAUGUCACCGAAUUCGGUCAUAUCUUCUGUCGCGUCCGGAGAUUAUUCUCGAAUAUCUGGCGUCACGCCCUUUCAAUCGGCGGAGGAUCUGCGCUUCGAGCCAAGUAACGAGGAACAAAGUAUAGAAGAAGACGACACAAUGGCAAAGUACGAGAAUGGUGUGGAUAGCUCUAGCAGCUACCACACAUGCGAGGCAUCCUCUACACAAACAAAUAAUCGUACCGAUCAGAUUAUAGAGGAGGAAGAGGAGGAAGAAAAGGACGAAUCUACGCUCGAGGCCGAGCACCCGGAGCAUCGGUCUCUCGUACAUACUAGUCCUGUGAGCACUUGCACGAAUUCAUUCGUGUUUCGAGGAUCAAAGAAGAGGAAGCGGGGCGGCGCGAGUGCAACGACGGGCUUAACGUGUGAGAUCGACGCGAUAGAUCUGGACGUGGAUAAGACACCCAAGAGAAACAAUCGUGACUUUAUGUAUCCAUAUACGAGUCCGACGAUCAACGUUGUCUCUACAAAAGCAGCGGAUAUUAUCGCUGGUUCAGCGGAAAACAAUGGUAGCAGGACACCGAAUCAGGACACCGAGCAAAAUACCGGAUCUGCGGGUAGGGUAGCCUUCAGCACGCCAGUAUCCUCUGCUAGACAAAGAGAUCGCAAUGAGAAGCAGCAGAAAUGCCAGGAAGAGGAUGACACGAGAACUUUGAUCAAGACGAGAUUUCGCCUACCACCGUCCGCUUCGCAUUCCGCUCACGAUCCGCACACGGAUUUAGACAACACGUCCGAGGGUCAUCGUUCGCCCCAGGGUAUUUCGCCUAUCAAGACACCCGCGACAUCGGGCAACUGUUACACACCCUAUAGAACGCCCAAGUCCGUCAGAAGGGGCGGCCAGGGUGGCGCUAGAUCAGACGAUCGCAUACUCGGUACGCCCGAUUACCUCGCCCCGGAAUUGUUGCUUAAACAGGGUCACGGGCCGGCCGUUGACUGGUGGGCACUAGGCGUCUGUCUGUACGAGUUCUGUACGGGCUUGCCGCCGUUCAACGACGAAACACCGCAGGCAGUGUUCGCGAAUAUUCUUGCACGUGAUGUUCCCUGGCCCGAGGACGAGGAGGCUUUGUCGUCGGCGACGACCGAUGCUAUCGAUGCGCUGCUCACCUUGGAUCAAGCUGCUCGUCCCACAGCGAAGGAGGUGCGUACCAUGGUCCUCUUCCGCGACUUCCCCUGGGACGAACCGUCGAAAGCGGUGCCCCCGUUCAUCCCGCAGCCGGACGACAAGUAUGAUACAUGCUAUUUUCAGGGUACGUCGCCCCGGUAUUAUAAUAUCGUCGUCGUUUCAGAAAUAAUACCGUGUAAUACAGGGAUUAAAAUUUCAAGUGCUGUAAAAUAUUUUGUUAGCAAAAUCUAUACAGUUUUAUUAAUAUGUAGCUGCUAGAAUGCGGAAAACAUUGCCAUUGCAUUUAGUAUGAACAAUAUUAUCGUCUAAUAAGAUUUCGAGUAAUUUAAGAAGGAACUUUAUAGUUUUCUAUUGCAGAGAAAGGUAUUUUAAAAUUAUAUUUUUUUAAUAUCAUUCUUACGCGGUAUUAUUUCUUGAAUCUUGAACUUUACCGUUUAUAGUAUUGGCGGCUAACAGAAGAAUUUUUUUUCUUUCUUUUUUUUCCAGCGCGGAAUACUAUGCAGCAAUUAAAUAUAAGUAAUUGCGAUACAUAGUCUUCGGCGUAUCGCAUGCAGACGUGGCAGAAACAGAAGCCUAUAAUAUCAA